Molecule: messenger RNA, 1518 nt
Organism: Parathielavia appendiculata
Lineage: Eukaryota; Fungi; Ascomycota; Sordariomycetes; Sordariales; Chaetomiaceae
Product: phospholipase D/nuclease
Exons: 1
Coding region: 1-1518 (505 amino acids)
Molecular function (GO): catalytic activity
Source: RefSeq, a predicted model, not a curated record
AUGAGUUACCCACAAAGCUUUGCCCAAGAGUUUCUUAGGCGAUUAGAGGCCGCGCCCUCCUCCCGUGACGACAUUCCACGGUACAAAACCCAUUACGUGUCGGAACGGCAGCUGCUCGUCACAAGCAGCCAACCGGCAGGCUUCCAGCUAGGCACAGGCGCUUCCAUCUUCACAGGCAGUCUAAUUCCCGCCAUCGUCUCGGCUCAGCACGAGGUCAUCUUCGUCACCUGCUUCUGGGCGCCAUCCAAGGCCCUGAAGGCUCUUUGCGACGCGCUCUCAAAGCUUGCAGCACAUCGCCUGGCGGCAAUAAAAGAGGGACGCGACUUGCGCAGAGGAGCAAAUGCCAUCCCACCCUUGGAAGUCCGCAUCUGUCUGUCUUCGCGAUCUCUGCUUCAGAAACUACUGCACCCUCAAUCGCGCGAUGGUUACACGUACCCACCGUCGUCAUGGCCAGAGAAACUCGGCCUGCCCGACGCGGCUCUUCUCGGGGCUGCAGGAAUCCAUGUUCGAGUCAAGAGCCUCUUCUUCCUUCCCUUCAGCGUGAUGCACCCCAAGUUUGUCAUAAUCGACAGGCAACGUGCAUUCCUGCCGAGCUGCAACGUCAGUUGGGAGUCGUGGCUUGAGGGCUGUGUCGAGAUUACCGGAGAGGCUGUCGAGGCGCUGCUGUCGUUCUACUCGCGCACUUGGGAUCAAGCGCACCCGUCCCGCCAGCUCCUCCAUGAUCGUGGGUCGGUCUUCGACAUGGACGGAGCAAGCCUUGUGUCGGCUUCAAGCAGGGCUGACUGUCGCGUCGAAUUCCAGCCCGGGGGCACGCUUCCGACACUUGUUCUUCCUUCCUCUUGCCACCGCAACCCGCGCUUCCGUCCAUUUCCAUGGCAAAAGGCUCCGACACCGCCUCGCACGCCUCUCAACAUUGCGCUGCUCCAAGUCUUCGAGCAAGCGCGCGAGUCCAUCUACAUACAGACACCCAACCUCACAUGCGAGCCCGUCAUCGCGGCACUGCUGGAUUCUCUGGCUAGAGGCGUCGACGUUGUUAUCGUCACUAACCGCAACAUGAUGUUACUCGAGCAACUCGUCACGGCGGGCACCACCACGUCCUGGUCCAUUCGAUCCCUCCUCCGACGAUUCCGUCGGCUCAAGGAGACUGCGGGCACGGGGGCUGCGCAUCGGGAUCUCGAGGCGGGUCGUCCAGCUCUCGGACAUCUCCGGAUCUCAUACUUCCAUGCUAGGUCGUCUCAGGCAGACUCUGUUUCACACACUCGAGAGGGGCGACCUCUGAUGUCGGUCGCGUCCCAGGAGGCGGAAGAGCCUGUGCACUCGCACCUUAAGCUGACACUUGUCGAUGGAGAGUAUGCGAUGCUCGGGUCAGGGAAUAUGGACCGGCCGAGUUGGUUCACCAGCCAAGAGCUUGGUAUCCUGUUCCACAGUCACGACUUCUGUACGGGGGUUAGGGCCGCGGUGGAUGGCGUCCUAGAGGAAAGACUCGAGCUGGUUUUUGACUCAAAUGAUAGUAGGUGA